This is a messenger RNA of Penicillium nucicola, 660 nucleotides long. RefSeq lists its product as uncharacterized. The record is from RefSeq and is a predicted model, not a curated record. The coding region runs from base 1 to 660 and encodes 219 amino acids. The transcript is spliced from 3 exons. Lineage: Eukaryota; Fungi; Ascomycota; Eurotiomycetes; Eurotiales; Aspergillaceae.
AUGGCCGCCCCAGCUGAUAUCACUAUCAAAAACCUUAGUGGUGAAUGGGUGAUGGAUUCUACUCUGUCCAACCCAACAGACCCCAUUCUAGCUCUGCAAGGAAUGGGCUGGCUCCUCCGCAAAACCCUCGGCUACGCAACCGUAACCCUCUACAUCCACAGCUACCCAGACACCGAAACCCCCACCAUCCACCACGUGGACAUCCAGCAAGUAGUCACCGGCGGAAUCCAAGGAACAAAGGAGUGCCGCGUAACCGACUGGACAGAACGCGACCACACCGACAACAUCUUCGGCACAUUGCACGGCCGAUCCCGUCUACUAGAGGGUAAGAGUGAGGAGGGUGCCUUGCGCCCUACUCUCGAAGUGCAGACUGUGGUUGGGGAGGCGGAGGCCGAUGCCAAGAAUGGGAAGUUCUUGCGUGGUGAGGUUCUCGUGGAUGGAUCUAAGAGUGAGGGAUUCUCUGGGGAGGAUGGGGAGGGGGUUUUCUUGCAGAGCUUUGUGAGGAAUGAUGAGGCUGGUUGGACUGCUGAGCAGGUUUGGGGAUUUGAGCUUGUGGAGGGCGAGCGUCGUCAUACCCGUCGUGUUGUUGUUACCAAGGAUGGCAAGGUUGAGAUGGCUCGACUUGUUUACUCUUUUAAUGCUCGACGUGUCGAGGAGUAG